AACUAAAAGUGAUGAAAUGAAUUUAUCGUUUAUUGAAGAAAGUUUUUAUUUUACUAAAAUUUCGUACGAUUUUCUUAAAGGCGUAGCAGUAAAUUCAUCUAUUCUACUUAAGACCGAAAUAUACAAUUUUAGCAGCGGCUGGAAAAGCCCUAUUGAAUUUACCCCUCUUCAGUUCAUCCUACUGAAAUUGGUACUAUUACUCAUUUUCAGCACAGCUCUUUUAAUAGCUUAUUCCUGGCACAUAUACGGUAGAGUGAUCACAGAAAAGUUUGUACGACCAAGUACGUUGAAAGAGAUCGAAGAACUUAAACGGUCCGUCGCCAAUCUAAAACUUCCUAAAGAGCAUUCCCCAAGAAUAUAAAAACUUAAAAUG
Molecule: messenger RNA, 373 nt
Organism: Teleopsis dalmanni
Lineage: Eukaryota; Metazoa; Arthropoda; Insecta; Diptera; Diopsidae
Exons: 2
Coding region: 17-361 (114 amino acids)
Source: RefSeq, a predicted model, not a curated record